Messenger RNA from Hippocampus comes (tiger tail seahorse), 5569 nucleotides. RefSeq names its product rho guanine nucleotide exchange factor 9. Gene Ontology annotation, molecular function: guanyl-nucleotide exchange factor activity; protein binding. NCBI's taxonomy places the organism in Eukaryota, Metazoa, Chordata, Actinopteri, Syngnathiformes, Syngnathidae. The record is from RefSeq and is a predicted model, not a curated record. The coding region runs from base 317 to 3781 and encodes 1154 amino acids. The transcript is spliced from 14 exons.
CGUGUGUGGCUUAACUCACACUGUUGCUUCGGUCAGUCUGACGCGGGCGAGGUUUUGUUGUGUAAACCGAACAGGACAGGAUCUUGUCGGCAGUCGCUGCCUGCUCCCGAACUACUGCUUCUCUCAUGGAUGUCAGCUAAGUCGCUCGCAGACAGCGGUAUAAAGUUUAGCGUUUGUAUGAAGGUCGGAGAUUUGAAUGGAUUUAAGGACUCGAGCGACAAUGCCAUCUUCACCAACGACUGGGAAGUGUUGGUGAGAGAGAGAAAAUAAGACACGAUGGUCAUUGGAGUCAAUAGCUGACAUUGUGGAAGGAGAGAUGAUGGAGCAACUAGACAAUCCUACCCCUGAGAGUAACAACCCAAAUGGGUUUGUGAAUCGAGUAUUUAAUGUUUCUCUGGAUGUGGAGAAUGAGACUGGCAGCGUUUAUAUUAAAGAGACUGGGUCAGGGCCUGAAGAGAUGCAGGGUGAGGCCCAGGCCCUGUCUCAGGCCCCUGUCAAGGACAGACAGGAGGUCAACCGGCGACCCCGUGCCACUGGGGGAAUUUGGAAGAUCUUGAAUCGGAAGAGAGGUGUCUCAGAGCUGGAGCGAAGACCCCACUCUAUGAUCCUCCUUGGGGAAGCUUCUAUCCCUAAACUCUCAUUUGCUGAUAAAGUUCGCUCCUUCAAGAAACUAAAAUCCCCUUCUGUUUUCCGAGGGAAGUCUGGGAAAUUGUCUAGUGUCAAGCUUAGCAGCUCGUUGGUGGAUGAGGACUCCUUCUGCAAAGACAUUGGCACUCCACAGCAAUCCAGCAGGGGCACCCUGAGGCACCGUGGAAAGAGGCAUUCAUAUGCUGGCUACACAGCAGAAUUUGACUGUUCUUUUGAAGACAUUGACCUCCCAGCUCCGAUCGAUGACCAUCAGCCCACUGCGGUGCCAGAAACAACAGUUCAGAACGGUUGUAAACCAUCGGAACGAGUUUCCUACUCAAAAAGAAAUCACACCAAUUCAACUAACUGUAACAAAGCUACAUGCUGUGAGGAGGAGCUAGCAAAAGCUAGCAAAAGUACUACGCAAGGUGCAGGGAGGCGACACAAAGAUGUGUGGAGUUACCUGAGGAGGAUCUCUCUUUUGGGAAAGACAAAUCCAGUCUAUUCAGAGAGGAGCUUUGAUUCUGAGCUUCACUCUCUCGACAAGACUAUUGACUCUGACUAUGGUUCUGUUGACCUUGAGAAUGCCAAAGACUUUCAAGCAUUGCCUCCAAAAAAUCCAGACAUGAAAGGACACUUUGGUGGACUGUUUAAAUUUUUCAAUAAUGUAGCAGAAACAGCCAGAAAAUGGCGGACGACAUCCCGCUCCUUCUCCCCUCCUGAGGAAGAGAAGACCCCAAUCCGCUUGCCUCAGGCUCCUCGGUGCACAAAAGACAAAGUUCACGGUGUGCCCCUAAAACUCCACGGUGAAGGACUUCUGCAGCGUCAGAAUUCUCAAUCCUCACCAUUGACCACUAAAUCCUCAAAAUCCAGUAGCUUUACCCGUGAGCUCCCAGCACCUGUGACAGGUGAGGGAUCUCCGAAUGUUGUCUUCAACGCUUUUGGGCCAUCAGUGUCUGGAAGUGUGAAUGGCCUUCAAAGCUCGAAGAGUACAGACAAUAAUACAGACACGGCAACAAACCACAGGUCCACCAUUGUAGAGAAUCAUAUUCCUCACUCAGUUACAAACACUGAGACUCUUGCUGAGCAUGAAAUGAAUCCAUUAAACUGUCUGCACCUAGGAGAAACGGUAAAGGAAGACACAGGAAAUGAUGAGGAUUCCAAGGAUGCUCCACCUGACUCACAACAGAUACAGGAAGUGAAUAUUCAAUUACAGAUAUGUGGUAAAGAGAGCACGACCAAUAGCAUACCAUCAUCUGAUUCCACAGAGGAGAUAUUUAAGGCCUUGUCUCGCCCUCCUGGGGUGUCUCCAUUAGAACCGCCCCUGAAGGCUUCUCUGCAGCGCUGCCGCUCCCUACCUCUGCCCCCCGGUACUUUAACGACCUUGGCUCUUCUCCUGCCUCAUUCAGAUGUGGGUCAGUCAUCAGCAUCAUCAUCAGUACGUCUUCGGUCUGAAGGCAGUAGCUGCAGGAGGAAGAGGCUGCUCCGACCUGGGUCUGAACCACUGCAAGUCAACGUUUUGAUAAGUGGAGGGUCAAUCGUCAACGCUGAGGCGGUAUGGGACCAUGUGACCAUGGCGGACCGGGAGUUGGCGUUUAAAGCCGGUGACGUCAUAAAGGUGCUGGAUGCAUCCAACAAGGACUGGUGGUGGGGCCAGAUUGAUGAGGAGGAGGGAUGGUUUCCUGCCAGCUUUGUGCGGGUGGAACCCCACCCUCCUCAGCCCCAAACAAAACAGGUUUUCUAUAUCAACCCCAUAGCAACUCCACGGUUCCAAAACACCACGUCAAAGCUGUGGGUGAAUCAAGAGGACGGCGCCGGGGAACCAGCCGAAGGGACGAGCGAGGUUCAAAAUGGUCACCUGGACCCAGCCAACGAUUGUUUGUGUCUUGGCUCGCCUCUCCAGAACCGUGACCAGAUGAGAGCUAACGUCAUCAAUGAGAUCAUGAGCACGGAGAGACACUACAUUAAACACCUCAAGGACAUUUGUGAGGGUUACCUUCGCCAGUGCAGGAAGCGUGUGGACAUGUUUAAUGAUGACCAACUGAAGGUCAUCUUUGGAAACAUUGAGGACAUCUAUCGCUUCCAGAUGGGAUUUGUUCGAGACUUGGAGAAACAGUACAACACAGAGGAGCCCCACCUCUCUGAAAUUGGACCAUGCUUUUUAGAACAUCAAGAUGGUUUCUGGAUAUAUUCAGAAUACUGUAAUAACCACUUGGACGCUUGCAUGGAGCUGAGCAAGUUGAUGAGGGAUGGCAGGUACCAGCAUUUCUUUGAGGCCUGUCGACUCCUUCAGCAAAUGAUUGACAUUGCCAUAGACGGCUUCUUGCUCACCCCUGUCCAGAAGAUCUGCAAAUAUCCCCUCCAGUUGGCUGAGCUUCUCAAAUACACUGCACAAGAGCACAGCGACUAUCGAUACGUGGCAGCAGCCUUGGCAGUGAUGCGAAACGUCACCCAGCAGAUCAACGAGAGGAAGAGGAGGCUGGAAAACAUUGACAAAAUUGCCCAAUGGCAAGCAUCUGUUUUGGACUGGGAGGGGGAUGAUAUCUUGGACAGAAGCUCCGAGCUCAUCUACACUGGGGAGCUGUCAUGGAUCUAUCAGCCAUAUGGGCGCAGCCAGCAGCGAGUCUUCUUCCUCUUUGAUCACCAGCUGGUUCUCUGUAAGAAGGAUCUGAUACGACGGGACAUUUUGUACUAUAAGGGUCGCAUCGACAUGGAUCGCUACGAGGUGCGGGACGCCAUUGAUGGGAGAGACGAUGACUUCAAUGUAAGUGUGAAGAAUGCCUUCAAAUUGUGCAACAAAGACAGCGACGAGAUCCACAUCUUCCUGGCCAAGAAACCGGAGGAGAAGAUCCGCUGGCUCAGAGCUUUCCAUGAGGAGAGGAAGAUGGUGCAGGAGGAUGAGAAAAUCGGUUUUGAGAUCUCAGAGUACCAGAAACGGCAGGCGGCUAUGACAGUGAGAAAGGUGACCAAACAGAAAGGUGUAAACAGGUGCACGCCCCCCUCAUACCCGCCCCCCCAGGAACCCCUCAGUGCCGGGCAGUAUGAGGUGACGGAGGACAUGGCACAAGGAGAGGUUUUUGAAUUCAGUCAAUCCAAAAGAGGCCAGGCUCCUUUCUGGCAAAAUUUUAGUAGAUUAGCUCCAUUUAAGAAAUAGAGACUCUUCUAAAGGACCAGCUAUUUUUUUUCUUCGAAGCACUAAACACUGGAUGAUCGUGUCACAGAAUGAAGAAAAUACAAAAACACACUGACUUGAGACUUUCACAGUUAAGGACCAACGUUGAUAUUGGGCAUGGCUGAAAGCAGCAAGAGGACUGAAGACUUUCACAGAAAGGGGUGGGGGUGAGGCGCUGGGAUCAAACGUAACAAUUCAUACAUGUUGCCAACAUUCUUAGUUAUGCUUCUCCAGCUGAGUCAGCCAUCACUUGCGCUCUCCCUCAGAUUCUGCAACGCUUACCUGUAUCAACACAUCAUCUGAAUGUCCUGGAAUUUGUAGAGAUUGUUGUCUUACUCCUCUUUUAAUCCAUAGUCUGAGGACACAAACCGGGUAGUGUCAGGUCGCUGUACGAUUGUGUCCAAGAUCUCGCUCAGAUUGCGUGUUGCAUUCUUGUGAAUGUGUGUCCAAGUAAUGGCAGAACCAUGGCCACUCAUCUGAUGUACCCGGAAGCUCGACUAUGUUGGGCAUCCCUCUCCCACCACCAGCUCCAGACCACUUAACGCGCAUUUGAAUCUGCUCUCGACUUGCUCUCGUCACAGUAUCGCCCUCUCGUCGUCAUCCCGCCAUCUUUAUCUCUCUGCUCGCCUGCUCGGCCUAGUUGAGUCAGAGAGGGCUUUUCGAUCCUUCAGAAGCCUGCCACCGACCGCAUGACGGCUCCAGGAACAAAUCAAUAGAGCCAAUGUCAAAAGUAUAGCGUAUGAACAUUCAUUCAGCGAGCAGUUUUGACAGGGUAUUUCAUAUCACAUCGCACCGAAGGUCAAGGGCCGUGGGUUGUGGGGAGCUUGCUGCUCAGUUGAACCUGCUGGGAGCAGGAGAUAGGCAGGCUACGCUCCAGCCGCCAACUGCCAGAGCCUCUCUCCUCUCUCCCCACCAGAGACCACCCCUGCCAGCUCACUGACUGUUUGGAAAGAGCAAGGCCCACCGCCGGAAAUGCAUCGACAGCAAGCAGUGAGGUUGAUCUUUAAAAUGUCUUUUUUUGUUUUUUGUUUGUUUUCCAGCACUCUAAACGUUAUUUUGACUUAUUUUGUAUUGCUCAUACAGGAAAAGGGUACAGCAUGGCUCAGUACUGAUUUUGUGGAAGCUUGCUGUGCGCAAAUGGCUGUAGUAAAAUAAGGUAGACCCACUGACAACCACAAGGAGGGCAAAACAGGCUGACAUUAUAAAAGAAGUGGAAAAGCAGUGCGACAUGAGUUUGGAGGCACAAAGAUGGAUAUAAUGUGUAGCAUGCAGGCAUUUUCUGAUUCAUGCAUCCCCACAGACUGCCACUUAAAUUCUUGGCAUUCCCCUCCCAUCAUGAUUAUUCCAAUCUGAUCCCUGUUCUGGCGCAGAGCGCCACACAAGUGUAUUAACAGAAAUUCUGAAGACUGUGGCCUGAUCAGAUGGAUUUGUUUACACACAAUGGACGAGAUGCUUCUUCAGCGGGGCAGUUAGAGAAACAGAUCUCAAGAGAGAAGGCUGGUUUUCGUUGCUCCAGUUGGAAUGUACGCAAACCAUCUGGCCGCAGUUUGUGAACUUAUGUUGACCUCAGACACAUUUCAUGUUGGAUUCAGUGGACAGCACUUAUCUGAGGAAUGUGCCAUCAUUAUGAAAGCGUUCUUCAAUAUAUUGUUCUGUGUCUUUUUUUUGUUUUGCCUUCAAAUUGGCCUUCCUGGGAAAACACCAACCACCCAAUCUAUUUGUAUGUUGUUCAAUGUGUGUUUUGUUACAGUAAAGUUGUGACAAGGAUGA